AUGUUGGCUCCCGUUCCCUCCGCCGUUGGACACCUGUUGGUCAAGGAACCGAUCCAAACCAAAACAUCCCCCCAGAUUCCCGCUCAGACACCGUUAUCCGACACGCAAGCCAUCACGACGACUGACCCUCCAACUUGGACACCGGGCUCUGCUUUCCAAGUCCCAUACUGCCACAGACGCACUCAUCUCAAGUGUGGCUCAAAGGAAGAGGCAGUACCACCACGAAGCCCCCAAGUACACUCCUUGUACCGAUCCUCUCAUCUCUCUGCUGCUCACCCCCCUGAGCGCAAACUGCCGCCUUCGGAGCCUGAUCCAUUGCAGUGCAAAGCCCAGCAUAGCAGCCAGCCAGUACUGCACGAAUACCAACAGGGGACUUGCCAUCUUACACCCAUAUCGACGUGCAUUGGUGCACAUGGGAAGCUAAGUGCACUCCCCAAACACCUCUUACACUCCGAGGAAGAGACGAACAACGAAGGGAAGAAAGGAAGAAAGGGCACAAGACAACGAGACAGCGGAAACAACGGCGGAUCAGCAAAACAAAGUUGGCAUAGACAGACCAAGGGCCGUGUGCAGUGCCCAUCUCUACCCGCACAGCCCCCCGCCACAUCGGGCCCCUCCACCAACAACCAGCCUCCCAGUCUACUACGUCUGUACGGAUCCAAUACGUCUGAGUACUCCGUACAGAUACCUUACCUCGAGAAAGCUGUGGUGUCUACUCCGUCCACCCUCAAAUCGCCAAGCUCAGUGUGCCACUUGCACAACUCCAUUCGCAACCCACCACUCAUCCCAGAGCUUCCCUGGCCCGAUUUGACCGAGCGAGCCUCGCGUGUUGCUGCUUCCGUUGCGACCGCUGCUGCUGCUUAUGCUUGUCUUGGGAAAAUCGAUGCAGAAGCGAGAAUAAGCUGCAUCAGCCCAGCUGCACCCACUCAGAACCUAGGUGCCCUGUUUAGCUGCUUCACCUUGCUGAGGUACACAAGUCGUGCGACCUUGUGGCCUGGGCUGAGAGGUCUUGCUUCUGCUGGUCACUGCUCUCGAUUCUUCUUCUUUUCCACCCCCCAUUUCCGCACUCUCUCCAACAACCGCCCGCCGGUCACAUCUCCAGACUCCGGAACAGGGCGCCGCUUUCUCCAACCCCUCCGACCUGACUUUGCGCCAACUCCCAUCAACGCCCAUCUCGACGCUGGAACGCGCACUGCUAGCAGUACUCCCCACAGCGCCCGACCCGACGAAGCCAAACCCCAGGCUACCGGCCAACUGCGAUCCGUUCAUGAAGCACGACUGCCGCCCACCGACACACAUGAGAACCUCACCUCUAUCAUCCGCCCAACGCCAUCACCACUUUCACGCCGACGAGAGACGAAUUCUGGAUACUCUGGCGAUCCAGCCAGUAUGGCCGCCUUCGUGAGGGUUUCUGGUCCGCCCAACAGCAGCUUUCUGGUCGGCUACCCGGGCAUUUCUGCGACGCUACCCCGAAUCGAAGGCAAAGUCGAGAUCCGUCCAUCACAGGGCUAUUCCAUGCCCGUUUCCGUUUCGCUGGUGCGCAUCUGUCUACAGCGGAGAGAAACAAUACACCCCGCCGCCGAGAAUGUUGCGAAGAGGCACCUGGGAACCCCGAGAAGGGAAACGACGGACGUAGUCGGCAAAGAGCUUCUGCUGUUCAGAUGUCAAUCAGGAAAGGAUGCUGAGAGCGUCAUUGCGAUGGAUCUGCCGUUCGUCCUGUUCAUCCCGUUUGGAAGAGGUGGCGAAGAAACGAACCGACGAAUACCCCCGGCAUCAUUGCAACUCCCCAGCCGAACGGCCGAGACGUACUACGAGCUUGUUGUUACCGUGCAACAAGGACACACCCUACAGAACAAAUACUCCUUUCCUAUACCACUCCAGCGAUACGACACUUUGUCGACCUUCGGCAUGUACAACAAGCCAGAGUCGAGGCAAGUCAGCGACGCAAGCGUUGUCACACUGGGCAUCUCGGUCCCCAAAUGGAGCUACGGCCCGCUAGACCCGAUAACAGUCUAUAUAAAACUAGUACCCAAUCCCGACUGGAUGAAGAAAGCGUUGAAGGUUACGAUUCAGAAGAUCACCGUCACCAUCGAGGAGGAGAUCACGUACAACCCAGAAGGCGACGAGCCUACGAAGAAGGUCAACAAAGUUGCCAAGAACACGCAGUUGGUCAAUACGAAAAUGCCCGAGGCUGGAUAUGCAACAAAUUUGGGCUUAGUGUUUCCCUCCAAGGACUUGCGCGAUCCGGAUGGCAUCAUUCGCAGAGGAAAACCGGCGUUUCCGCUCUAUGAAGUUACUUCGUUCACGACGAGCUCAACCUUGUACAAGAUUGAGUUUUAUUUGACGGUCAAGGCGCAGCUAGGAUCGACCAGAGAUUUGACCGUCAGGCAGCCGCUAGUUAUUUGUCCAAUGGACCAGCAAGCGUGUAAAGAGGAAAUGGACGCCAUCGAACAGGCUGCAAAGGACGCCUCGCAUGUAGACCCGAACAACCCUAUGCUCCCUGCCCGGGCGAUUGUUUUAGCGAACGACCGAGAGUCUCUCAAGACGUUGGGAUUAUGCCUGGUGGGAGGGCAGAAGAAACCGCUGAUUGAAUGA
Molecule: messenger RNA, 2595 nt
Organism: Colletotrichum paranaense
Lineage: Eukaryota; Fungi; Ascomycota; Sordariomycetes; Glomerellales; Glomerellaceae
Product: arrestin
Exons: 5
Coding region: 1-2595 (864 amino acids)
Biological process (GO): division septum assembly
Cellular component (GO): division septum
Source: RefSeq, a predicted model, not a curated record